AGCAGUAGAAAAGAUAGGCUACUCACUGCGCUCUUGAGGAACGCUAACUCAGAAGUGCCAUCGUAGGUGAACGGACACAAUGUGAAGUAACCCUAGCACUUAUUUUUUUUAAGUUUAGCGGAAAGUUAAUACAGUUUAGGUCUUCGUUACUUACUGUUUGUAUACAGAAACACAAUGUAGGUGAAGUUGCGGAAACGGAUUAUUUUUUACCUGAGUUCCAAGCGACCAACUAUCGACUAAGGAAAGACGGUGGGACAAACAUGCUCUCACCGUUCUUGGCGUUCUUACUGUCUGUUCUGAUUCUAUGUCGGAUAGCAGUCUCUCAAUAUUCCAGUGACCAGUGUAGUUGGAGAGGAAGUGGUCUCACCCAUGAGGGUCACACCGAGGACGUGGAGCAGGUGUACCUGCGCUGCUCACAGGGCUCCCUGGAGUGGCUCUACCCGACGGGGGCCAUCAUCGUCAACCUGCGGCCCAACACCGUGUCCCCGGCCGCCGCCCGCCUCUCCAUCUGCAUCAAGCCCUCGCCGGAGUCCGGCGGCACCAACAUCUACCUGGACAAGGUGGGCAAGCUUCGGCUGCUGCUGCGCGAGGAGGACCAGGCGCUGGCUAAAGUGCAGUGCUUCGGCAUCCAGGAGGGCGCCGUGUUCAUUGAGGCCGUGCUGCACCAGGACAUCAGUCGCAGGAUCACCGCCUUCCAGUACGAACUCAUCGCCGACCUGCCUCUCUCUGCCCCCUGCCAGCCGUGCAGCGACGCAGAGAUGCUCCUGGCCGUCUGCACCAGUGACUUUGUGGCCCAGGGUAGCAUCGUGAGCGUGGAGCAGCAGGAGGAGCAGUCUUCGGUCACCGUGUCUUUGAGCCACCUGCACCGGCAGAAGACACGGGUGUUUGUGUCGGGGGGCGGGCGGGCCAAGCGCUGGACGGGCCGGGUGAAGAUGCCCCUGCAGUGCGGCGUGAAGCCUGGCAAGGGCGACUUCCUCUUCACGGGCACCGUGCGCUUCGGCGAGGCGUGGCUUGGGUGUGCACCUCGCUACAAGGACUUUUUGAAGGCGUACAGGGAGGCGCAGAGACUGGGGACCAACCCGUGCCACGUGGACACGAACUGAGAUGCAGCACAACCCCCCCCCCCCCCCACACACAUACACACACACACACACACACACACACACACACAGACACACACACACACACACAGACACACUCACACGUUUCAGAGCUCAACGCUGGGGGGCCCUCAUGGAAACGGAGGGCUGUUGCGAGAGCCCCAGACGGCCCAGAAGGCCACUUCAGUGCACUGUGGACAGAGCAGAGCGUUUACGAGAGACACUCACGUGCCCCAGUAGCCUCUCAGCUGCUAGCUCAUGGCUUAGCACGGCAGAGGCCACAGCCUUUAAAUAUGAGAGACGUCGGACUUCUUACAAAGCCAUCCGGCGUGGAAAUGUCUUUUAAAAAGCAGAAACAGUAAUUCUCUCAUUGACGGCACCGCCACUGCUACAUGUGAGAUGCGAAUGCAGCAGACUCUGUAAAAAGUGUAAAAAAAACUAAAAUGUGAAAGAGCAUUGUGAAAUGGAAACUUCCAAAUGCUUUGUAAAAAGCUUCUUUGUACAGUUUUGUUGCUGUUUGUUUCUUAUGACAGAAAUGUAUGGAGUUGAUGCCUCAUGCUUUUUUUUUUUUUGGUUUUUAUUUUUUUAAAGAAAGGAAAAAGUUGUAAAGUGCAAUUUCAGUCUGUAUUAUGUCCUCAGGCUGUUAAAUUGUAACGAUUAACUUCUGAGAUUUAAAAAAAAAAAAAAAAAGGAAGAAAAAAAACUUUCCGUUGAACUUUGUGUGCCUGGUAUGUUACUAUCACUUCAGCAAUUACCACAAACAUGAGUCAGCAUGACUUGUGAAAAUACUUUAAUUUUUUGCAAUAUCCUUUCAAAGCCACACAUUUCCUGUAGAUUUUUUGUCAUACUCCGUGCCUUGUCUCUAGGUCAUGGGGUAGGGACAAGUGCCUGAAAAGUGAUGGCUCUUCUGCACUUUUGAGAUGACAUGCUCCUGAAGGGUAAAGAUUAAUUGACAGCUAAUUGUGGGGGGAAGCUUGCAUAGUGCUUAUGAACCUGCAAAAUAAGUCACAGCCUCAGUGAUUGGCAGGCGAAGGUUAGCAAAGACCCGGCAGCUGGUUUCAAUGUUCUCAUGUUGAAGUUUGCCUUCCGCUGAAUGUUCACUCGGACAUUUGUUUCUCUAGGCUGUCACUGCAAAUUAGAUGAAAUUGCUCUCAAAACAGCAGCAUUUCCAUCCUUUCUGAGUGAGCCAUGCUGGAGUCAUUUAGCUUCUAAUAAUAACAGCAUCACUUUGAAAUAUCAUUAUCCAACCACCAUGGCAGACAAAUCUUGAUUAGAUUGUAGGACAAGAUAAACUGACAGUAGGUCUGUUUUUUUUUUAUUUAGAACAACAAAAAGGCUUUAAUCCAUGUAACAUUAAUUGAAAUAAAAAAAAUAGGUUAUCACUGUUUUUGGCAAAUAUAAAUGAGCAUCCCUAAGUUUACCCAUGGCCUUGGGAAAAAGACCACGGUCAUGGGCAGUCCGCUUUGUUCAUGAUGCCACUUGAUCAUGAAAUAUAUGAUUCCCUCUAUUCGGGGGAUUAUCUCUUGUUGGAAGCCGAGCUGAGCGGAUUCCUCUGCGCCGGUUCCUAUGGUGCGCGGGGAAGCGAUCUGUCAAGGUCACGCUCAAAGGGCUCUUUGUUUCAGCGCGUGCCUGGUAGGAGUGCGGGGCAGCGUGCUGAGGGAGAACGAACGAGAGAGAUAGAAGAGACCCAGGAGCACACUCAAUGGGGCUCUGUGAUGCAGCUCAAAAUGGACGACCGUGCACUUCACCUCUGUGUGAUUUUAUGACUAGGGAACUUCUUGUCUAAAUAAACACGUUACAACAAAA
Clupea harengus (Atlantic herring) is the source of this 2906-nucleotide messenger RNA. RefSeq names its product meteorin like, glial cell differentiation regulator a (gene metrnla). Gene Ontology annotation, molecular function: hormone activity. The record is from RefSeq and is a predicted model, not a curated record. Gene Ontology annotation, biological process: positive regulation of brown fat cell differentiation; energy homeostasis. Lineage: Eukaryota; Metazoa; Chordata; Actinopteri; Clupeiformes; Clupeidae.